Molecule: messenger RNA, 2251 nt
Organism: Phlebotomus papatasi
Lineage: Eukaryota; Metazoa; Arthropoda; Insecta; Diptera; Psychodidae
Exons: 6
Coding region: 565-1506 (313 amino acids)
Source: RefSeq, a predicted model, not a curated record
GCUGUUUGGGCUGCGACCGUUGUGAUGUUGGAUCGACAUCGCGCUCAAAAGAACUUUCCAGUUAGUACGAGUUUAGCCACCGCCGAUGAACCAGGUGCCUCCGUCGCGUGUUAGUCGCCACAGUCCCUAGCAAGAGUGAUUCCGCGUGAGUGGGUGUGAUAGGUGGAUGAGAAGGUGUCUCGUGCUAAAAUCCCGUGCCAAACUGAAAGUGGGUGGCAGGUGAGGGUGAAUUCCACAACAUAUCGCAAACGAAAGAGGAGAUUGGAGUGUGUGUGAGUCGGAAUACCUCAAUCUCAGUGCUUCUCAAACUUCUUGCGUGUGCUUUUGGGGAGCCCUUCUGAGGAUUCACAAUCAAUUGACUUACAAGAGGGAUUUAAAUCUCAUCAACGGACUACGUCACGUGCGAUAAUAUCGACAGUGAUAAUUAACCCUCAAACGGCUAAGCGGGACAUCAGAGGCCAUAUUUUUUGAAAGGGCAGAGCGAUAGGUAACAAUUGGGAGGGAAAAGUGAUCCAGGAAGCCCCAACAGAGUCAAUCGCUGGAGACACGCAUUAUGCCUGAAUCAUGGCCGGGAAACCAGCUCUGUACGCCGCCGGCGUAACUUGCCUGGGCUUUGUGUGCUUUGCCAUAGCGGCUACUGCCAUAGGUCUACCAAUUUGGGGCUACUUUGACAACCCCAUCGGCGGCUGGGAGUCCGAUCGUGGCUACUUUGGCCCAUGGCGAGUAUGCAAGCAAUUGACCUACGGCCGGGAAAAAUGCGGCACAGAAGUUUCCCGCUUCAGGCCAACGAGAGCCAUUUACAUUUGUGGCAUCGUGGCCUCGCUCAGUUGCACAUUCCUGGGGCUCUUUUGCAUUUUCUGCAUCAUCCAGAUCGCCAUGAUAUCAUCGCGAGAGAAAGUCGUUAUGAAGUAUAGUGUUUUAGUCGUUUUUAAGCUCAUCUUCUCCAUUUUGGCAGCCAUCCUGGCCAUUGUGGCAGCAGCUCUCUUCGCAAUAGAGACAGACGAAAUGAGGACGGGCUUUAUGAUAACACGAGGUGUCUCCUUUUACUUACAGAUCCUCACGAUCAUCCUUACACUUGGCCUCCUGGGGAUGGCAAUCUACGAUGUGCUGCUGUCGAGACGCUCAGGAGGUGAUCCCACGUUCGUGGCACAUCCGCUGCCCGGCGGCGGAACCACAUUCAACAAUCCAGGCUUCCGGGAGGGCCGACGCACCGGCGGCAUCUCCAUGACGGACGCCUCGGGGAAGCCAUACGGAUCGGGAUCUCAGGGAAGUGCCACGAACGGGAGCAUGCAAUCGAUGAAUACAACACUAACCAGCAUGUCCAACGGCUCCACCGUGGACUCUGUCACACGAUCUCCCCUGCGGAGUAGUCUAAAGAAGCCCAAGCCCAAGGAUGGCCUUGGGAUACAGAAUCCUGGCUUCUCGGGCUCGGGGCAAUCGCCAACAAUGGGACGCAAUGGUAGCAUGAAGAAGGUGCGCAUUCAGACACACAGCACAGAGGUCUAGAACAUUGUGGCUGUGUCCUGCGUCUUCCACGGGAGCAUCAAUGCAGAGAAUUGAGCAGGAUCUCGAGGGAGAGAGAGAGAGACACGAGCGAGACAACUUGUACAUACAAUUCUAUCCUCCUUCAUCUCGAUGCAACACGAUUUAGUGGAUUUUUAGGUGGUUACUUCAUAUCCUCUUUCUCCCGUGCAUCCUGCAACCCUCGAAGAUCUUCGAGGGCCUUAAUUUAGUUUAGACACGAGAUAUUCUUAUUUUUGCUUCUGGGACUUCCUGACCACGCGAAUAUCCCAGAAGAUCCCUGGAAUCUCUAUAAAAUUCCGUCCUUUCUUAGUUGAACUGAGUGCAAACACCUGAAUCUCUCUUUCCCCAAAGCCCCUUUACACCCUCCCCCUGCCCCCUCCUUCCCAAUUAAAAAACUUAAAUCACAAAUUCACGGCAAUGUUCUUGUGAAUUCAACAUUUGUAUUUGUUGCGUAUUUAGUUUUGUAGAACAAUAUAUAAGAGGAAAAAAAAGUAGGAAGAAAAUUUGUAUGAUAGUGGAAGAUAUUAAAAAAAAGAAAAUCUACAAAGGAAAAUGACAUAAAAUGGUUUGAAGUCUGUGAUUUCAUUAUGAAUGAAUGAAGAGUGAAAAAAAAACAAAAUAUAUGAGAUAAAGAAUUCUGUACUAUGUUAUUUCCAUGUCUUCAUAUGUAAUUUGAAAGAAGAGAAACAGAAUUAAAUAAGGAGUAAAAAAAAACACCUAGAACAAA